Messenger RNA from Torulaspora delbrueckii, 1248 nucleotides. It is a transcript of the gene MTC1, whose product is annotated as DUF5427 domain-containing protein MTC1. Lineage: Eukaryota; Fungi; Ascomycota; Saccharomycetes; Saccharomycetales; Saccharomycetaceae. The transcript has a single exon. The coding region runs from base 1 to 1248 and encodes 415 amino acids. The record is from RefSeq and is a predicted model, not a curated record.
AUGGCUGAUCGUAAAUCUACCGAUGCUGACGAUGUUUUCGAGUUCUUGGAGUCCUUGCCCAAGAAUGGGGACCCUAAAGAGUCCAAAGUGGCAGAGGGAAAGAACAAGAAUGAUAGCGAUAUCAUGGAUUUCCUAGAUGAAUUGGAGAAAAGCAACUUGAGUCUGAACAAGAAGGGUGAAGCCAAGCAAGAAAAGGCCCCAGUGGUUGAAAAAGUGCAAGAAAAGGCUCCAGAGGUCGAACAGGCUCCAGAGGUCGAACAGGCUCCAGAAGUCGAAAAGGCCCAAGAAAAGAUACCUCAAGAGAAGGCUCCACAGGAGGAAGCACAUGAGAUUGAAGCAACCAAUAGGGAAGACACUCCACUGCAUGAUCCUAUUACUUCUAUUUCCAAUUGGUGGUCGUCUUCAGGCUCUGCGACUGUGUCCAGCUUUUGGAACAAGACCACUGAACAAGCUUCAAAUAUUAAGACAAAGCUUGCGCAGGAUCAAUUGGAACUUACUUCAAAGAUAAAUGCAGCCACUAUAACAGAAUUGGCUAGAAAUUUACAAAAGAUUGUCGCGGGGGAAACCGAUGAAGUGCUGAGGAUCCACUUAGUACAUGAUCUUGUCAAUUUCCCACAUUUACGAUACAACAUCGAACAAAAAUUCGAUCAAGUGCUAAGCUCUCAGGUUCAAGGUGGGAUAAGAAUAUUCGUGGAUCAAUGGGGUCAUCCAAACAAGUCCGAAAUCGAUGAGGAUCCAGCUGGACAGCGCAGAUUGAAUCUUUUCAACGGUAAGAUCACCGAUGGGGAGAAGUUGGCCUUUGCAAAUCUCGAUAAUGCCAUCAAGCUAUUCGAUAAAGCGCACCAAGAAAUAUUGAAACAGCAGAAGGAUGCACAAGACCAGGAAGAAAGUUCCAGCACAGAAGCAAAUAUCAGCGAUGUUUUCAUAUCGAUCCUGCCAAUUGGUGUCCCACAGGACAGCAAGAGCACAAAAGGCGAUAUUGUUACAACGGAUUCCCGCCACCCGGGCAAUUUCAGUUUCACAGUGAUCCUCAAGGAUAUAACCAACGACAUCUCUACGAUUACCAGAUCACAAGGCUUCCCCAUGAAAUGGGUUAGCUGGCUGGAGAAACCAACUGAACAAACCGACUCCGAGGAAGAAGUUGUUGACCCCAGUGACUGGGUCAAAGAAUGGGUCGAGGACGGGCUCUCAUUAUCCCUUGGGGUCGCUGCGCAGAACUAUGUCAUUGAAAGAAUGGGGUUUUCAUAA